Messenger RNA from Neoarthrinium moseri, 2595 nucleotides. RefSeq lists its product as uncharacterized. The transcript has 9 exons. Bases 1 to 2595 code for a protein of 864 amino acids. Gene Ontology annotation, biological process: GPI anchor biosynthetic process. Gene Ontology annotation, cellular component: endoplasmic reticulum membrane. NCBI's taxonomy places the organism in Eukaryota, Fungi, Ascomycota, Sordariomycetes, Amphisphaeriales, Apiosporaceae. The record is from RefSeq and is a predicted model, not a curated record.
AUGGUAGACUCGAAAAUGCAGCGUCGCAACAAUGGUGUCCCGGCCGCCACCGUUCUCCUGUCCAUCGCGAACCUGCUCAUCCCCGCUGCCAUCCUGAUCUUUGCGACCGGUUUCUUCCCCUACAAGCCGUUUCUCCCGGGAUUGGCGCAAUAUGACGGGCUGCAACAUGGCCCGCCCCCCGCGGCACCCUUCGAUCGCCUCGUCUUUAUGGUUGUCGAUGCCCUGAGGAGUGAUUUCGUCUUUGCCGAGGGCUCUGGUUUCGAGUUCACACAAGGACUGAUCCGCGAUGGGUUCGCCAUGCCCUUCACGGCCCAUGCUGCGUCGCCGACCGUCACCAUGCCUCGAAUAAAGGCCAUCACGACAGGCUCCGUCCCAUCUUUCCUCGAUGUGAUCCUGAACCUCGACGAGGCCGACACCUCGUCGACCCUCGCAUCCCAGGAUACCUGGCUUGCACAGAUGAAGGCGAAGCAGACGGGAAAGCUCAUCAUGUAUGGCGAUGAUACCUGGCUCAAGCUUUUCCCGGAUACCUUUGAUAGAGCGGAUGGCACAUCGAGUUUCUUCGUCUCGGACUUCACCGAGGUCGACAAUAACGUGACAAGACACAUAGACGACGAACUGCGCCAGAGCGACUGGAACACCAUGAUUCUACACUACCUUGGCCUGGAUCACAUUGGUCACAAGUCGGGGCCACGAAGUUCCAACAUGCCUCUCAAACAACGGGAGAUGGAUGGCAUUGUGCGCCGGAUCUAUAAAGCCAUCGAGACCGAACCGCAUCUCCAGUCAACCCUCCUGGUGCUCUGUGGAGACCACGGCAUGAAUGAUGCGGGCAACCAUGGGGCGUCAUCUGCUGGCGAGACUUCUCCAGCCUUGGUGUUCCUCUCGCCUCAGCUGAAGUCCAUCUCGAAGCCAUUGACAGUUCCAGCUCCCUUCGUCGACGACUUCCAGUACUACUCCUCAGUGGAACAGUCCGACUUGGCCCCCACCCUCGGUGCUUUACUGGGCUUCCCCGUACCCAAGAAUAACCUGGGAGCUUUCAUUCCGGACUUCUUAGCUUUCUGGCCUGAACAGCGCGACCAACAACACAUCCUGACGCAUAAUUCUAAACAGAUAUUCGACAUCAUGGCAGCCGCAUUCGGGAUUUCGCGGCUCCCUGGUGCGUAUGGAGGGGUAGAGUGCCCUGAACUUCCAACCGAAGCCGAGAUCCUAGCCUGUCGAUGGCAUACCUUGGUGAAGAUAGCCCAGUUUACGGAUCCGGAGCAGCAUAGUGACUGGACAAACAACGUCUCCGUGUGGCUCCAAGAGGCACAGAGCGUUAUGAGUAGCAUGGCGAGUACCUAUGACACAACUCGCUUGCUGGAGGGCGGCGGAGUAGCUUUGAUCUCCAUCCUGCUGGCAUUGGCGUCGUCUGUGAUGGUCGUGCGAGGCCCUGUGCCGUCGCUUUGCGCAUUCGCGCUGAUCUCGUUGCUGUACGGGAUCAUGAUGUUUGCUAGUAGUUAUGUGGAGGAAGAACAGCACUUCUGGUAUUGGGCGGCUUCUGCAUGGCUAGUAUACCUAGUUCACAAAGGCUCGCUGAGGUGGACGCCAACUUUUGUCCUGACAACCUUGGCCGUGUUAGUUUCCAUGCGUCUUGUCAGGGGCUGGAACCAAACUGGCCAGAAGUUUGCCGGCAGCCCAGACAUUGUCAAAAUCUUCCUCACGCCAAAUCCCCAGUCUCUUUGGGGCCUUAUACUCGGCACCUAUGCCAUGGUUGGCGUUGCGCUUAUACGGCAAAUCAGAGGCUGGCCGAGGGCUAUCAUGUUGCCGCUGGUUGUUGGGCUGGUAGCCUCUGCUGUGUCCUUCAAAUUGUCCUUCACCAACGAGGAUGCCCCUGAGCUGGUUGUUGGCGUCAUUCAAAAGCUGUUGCGCCUGGCGGAGGGUCCAUCGCUCGUGUCCCGAGCGAGGACCGUUUUCGUUGGUCUAGCCGCGUUCUCUCUGUACGCAGUGUACCUUCUGACUCCACACGGCGGUCAGGAAAGUUCAAGAGCCUUGCGUCUUCUCCACCAUCUGUAUACACUGCUCGCACUGACCCAAUCGCGGGCGACUAAUAUCCCGCUCUUCCUCCUGUUCAGCAUCCUCCAAUCCUAUCUUGAGAGUCUCGACCUUGACGUGGUUGAGAUAACUGGGUCAUCGCUUCUCCUUCAGUUCACCUCCUUCUUUGCGAUGGGCGGAUCGAACGCCAUCUCCUCCGUGGACCUCUCCAACGCGUACAAUGGCAUCAGCGGGUUCAAUGUUGGCGCCGUCGGGCUGCUGACCUUUAUCAGCAACUGGGCUGCCCCUGUAUGGUGGACAUCGGCCACGAAUCUGCUUCUGGUGCGGCGCAAAGCUGGGGGCGCAGGGGAGGUUUAUCAGAUGCAUAUUGCACUGUUGACCUUAUUUGUGGCGACGAGCCUUGGCUUCGUCAUGGCAGCGUGCACGGCGCUCAGAACACAUCUGUUUAUCUGGACCGUGUUUUCUCCCAAGUAUCUCUACAGCAUGGCAUGGGGCCUGGGGCAGCAUCUCGCCGUCAACGUAGGCCUGGGAGGUUUGUUGUAUUGGCUGGGAGGGCGUGGGAAAUAA